AAACAUUCAUUUACAGAGUACCUUCAAUAUUUCUGCCAGAAAUCAAAUAACAUACCAAUCUUUUGAUCAAGGUGCCACAACAGAGUCAAGCUUUUCUGUCUCAUCAGCUUCUCAAUAUCAUCAACAAUCCAAUGUUUGUGGUGGGAGUAGUUCUUUUAACUGGUUCCCAGAUUGUAGGAGUUCUAAUAAAGAUAAUUCCUCAGAGUCUUCGUUAAAUCCUUAUUACGCAGCUCAACCAAUCGGCCAACCUCUAUCCCAUGAGCUUGUUCUCACACCUUGGCAAGCUGAAAAGAUUUUAUUGCAUUGUGGAUUUCAAAAAGAAGACUUGAAUGAACUCAUGAAGUACCCUGACGAGGAAACUACAGCUGAGAAGCUACCCUACACUUUACAAAAGAUUCGUAUGAAGAAUGCCGACAGAGCUUUACCUGCGUCCACAUCAGACUCUACGUCUCAACCAAGUUCAAGUGGAAUUGUUAGUUUGAAAAAGCCAACAAUAUUUCAUGACGAACCACCAUCAGUCAGUUUUCACACAUCUGGGGAUGAACAAACAAAUUUUGAGGAUAACUCUGUUAAGAACUUUCUCAAUAAGGCUCAAAGUUGUGGAUUCACUGUGGUGAUGAACAAUGACGCUAGCAGUCAGGCUAAAAGAGUGUCUGAAAAAUGCUUAGAGUUAAACACCAGUGGUUCCACUUCUUCACGUGACCAGCUGGGCUCUAUUACCUGCUUGAGCUCAGCAAGGAAUGUUGUAGCUCCGGCCCAACAGGUGGAAACUCAAUCAAACCAGACUUUGCAAUCGAGCAUCCCGGCCUUUUCUCAACAAAAUAAAAGCAGGGUCAUUGUAUCACCAAAGUCUGGCCUCUGUGCUUCUCCACCUGUAAAAGCUCCAACCCACCCAUUUACAUCAAAACAGUCAACGAUCACAAAGACGGCACCACAGAAGCUCCUUCAGAAGCAGUCACAAUUGACGAUCACACAAGCUGUGCAGCCUGCAGAGCCCACUUCUUUGAGACAAGUUCCUGCUCCCUCUUUCACCCCCACUGUUGUAGAAGUUUCACAUCCUGUUCUACCUUCUGGCAACAAUAUUGUUUCUGUCCCAACCGUGGAUCUGGUCAAGACAACUGAUACACAAGGAUCCAAGCACCAGUCUCCAGUAAAACCUGCAACCUUCCAGGGUUUGCCGUCACUAGCCAAGAUGCAUGACUGUACUGCGAGCAAACCAAGGAAGUUUCCACGUACCUGCUCUUUAUGCAAGACCAGCUGUUCUCAAUUGAAGGAUUGGACUGACCACCAGCAAUCCAGUCUACACGUUGGGAACUGCAAACGUCUUCGGGAACAAUACCCAGAGUGGGAUGGCAAAGUACCAGGGCAAAGUGAUCCCAUUAGAAGUGCCAAGCUUUCUUCCUCAACUCCAGACCACACUGCCCAUGAUCACAAAAAGAAAACCAGUGAUGGGACUCAUUCCCGGUCUUGCUCUCACAGCCCACGCUGCAGAAGCACCACUUCCAGCAGUAGUUCUACAUCUAAAAAUCCUCGCAAAAGAACUUCCACCAGCAGUAGUUCUCCCUCUAAAAGUCCUUAUCGACGCGAUAGUUUUAGGCGUAGAAGGACCAUUACCAGCAGUAGUUCUCCCUCUAAAAGUCCUUAUCGACGCGAUAGUUUUAGGCAUAGAAGGACCAUUACCAGCAGUAGUUCUCCCUCUAAAAGUCCUUAUCGACGCGAUAGUUUUAGGCGUAGAAGGACCAUUACCAGCAGUAGUUCUCCCUCUAAACGUCCUUAUCGACGCGAUAGUUUUAGGCGUAGAAGGACCAUUACCAGCAGUAGUUCUCGCUCUAAAAGUCCUUAUCGACGUGAUAGUUUUAGGCAGAGACGGGCCAUUACCAGCAGUAGUUCUUGCUCUAACAGCCCUCGUCGACGCAGCAGCUCUGAAGGUCGAAGGGGAAAACAGAACAACAGGAAACAAUCACUUCACAGCCCCAGGCACAGUCGCAGGUCUAGAUCUACAUCUCCAAGGCGGCACAACCGCCACAUUUUCUUAGACUCUCCAAGACAUUUAAGUGAUUGGGAGAGACGAUUGUCACCAAAAAGAAGGUUUAAGACUCUUGGUUCACCAAGAAGGAGCUCUGAUAUACCAUCGUCUCCAAGAAAAAGUACUGAGAAAUUACGUUUGACAAGGACGGGCCAGGAGCAACUCUCACGUACGACCAGAGAAUGGGAAUAUAGUGAUAAAAAACAGCAGUCGAGCAGGAGUAACAAUCGAUGGUUGUCUCCAAGAAAACUUCUAGUGGUGAAGAGGGAUAUACUUUACCGAUAAAACAGGAAAGUUCAGAUGAAAAGUAUGAGCCAAAAAUAAAGGAAAGCAGUUCAGAAACUGGAGAGAAGACGGAUUGUAAGGACUCUGUUCCUGAUGAAUCUCACACACAUACAUUUGUUAAUAAAACCGACAGAAGAGCCAAUCAAGAUGAAACAAAUCAAGACAAAUCGGCCAUUGUUAUAAGAACCAUCAGUCAAUCAGGGAGAGAUGAUUAUGCUG
Molecule: messenger RNA, 2530 nt
Organism: Poeciliopsis prolifica (blackstripe livebearer)
Lineage: Eukaryota; Metazoa; Chordata; Actinopteri; Cyprinodontiformes; Poeciliidae
Exons: 5
Coding region: 338-2311 (657 amino acids)
Source: RefSeq, a predicted model, not a curated record